Messenger RNA from Mycena indigotica, 939 nucleotides. RefSeq lists its product as uncharacterized. The record is from RefSeq and is a predicted model, not a curated record. Lineage: Eukaryota; Fungi; Basidiomycota; Agaricomycetes; Agaricales; Mycenaceae. The transcript is spliced from 3 exons. The coding region runs from base 25 to 939 and encodes 304 amino acids.
GCACAAACUUCAGUUGGAGCAUCUAUGGCUUCCCAAACACGCCUUCCAUUGGAUCUGGAGCGCGAGGUAUUCACGACAACUGCACUGAUACACCCAAGCACAAUUGCAAACCUACUUUUAGUCGCACGAAGAGUGUUUGAUUGGGUGGCACCAUUGGAAUAUGCAUUCCUGAGAUUAGAUCAUGAGUUGGCGCAUCAUCGUGCACGAGCCUUGAAAUCCGCCCUUCAAAAUUCAACCGACGCAUUCCCUCUUGCUAGCAUUCUUGCGUCCGGUGUUCGGCAUGUAGCUGUCGAGCUUGACCACUGGAAUCAAGCUGAAGGAGGUGAUACCUUGGACCCGGCGCGUCGAAUACUCAGCCUUUGCACACAAACCACGCAUCUUGCUGCUUUAGGCGAGCUCGUCUCGCCUGAGCUCCUGCCCACACUCCAGUCGAUGCAAAAUUUACGCGUUUUGGCUAUAUACCUCGAUCAUCUUUUCGGACACACCACUCACAUCAACCUCCUUCACCCCGCGGUGAAAAACAUCACCCACCUCGAUAUUUUCGAUCUUCUCGACGCUGAACUUGUGGGCAUAGUCUCCGCCCAGCUUCCUCUUUUACCAGCGCUGACGCAUCUCGCGUUCCGCCCGCCGGUAACGGGGGUGCCUUGGUCCAUGAUCUCGCAUCUCCUGCGCAAAUGUCAGCAGCUUAAAAUGCUCGUUCUCCUUGUGUGGCCAUCCCAAACCUUGUCACGAGAGGCCCCUGUUGGCGCACAAGAUUCCCGCUUCGUCAUGAUCAAGUACCGUCGAUGGGACGAGGCUGUUGGCGCUGAGGACCUCCCCACGUUUUGGAAACUUGGCGAGGAUCUCGUUCGCUUGAAACGGGCGGGAGAGAGGCCGCUGACGGAAUGUUGGGUUGAAAGAACGAUGCGGGGUUCCGUUUGGGGGAAGUUUUUACCUUGA